Messenger RNA from Symbiodinium natans, 1839 nucleotides. The record is from the annotation of a GenBank genome assembly. NCBI's taxonomy places the organism in Eukaryota, Dinophyceae, Suessiales, Symbiodiniaceae.
AUGCCAAUGUUGCGCACCCGAAUGGUGGGGAAAGCCCCCGGCAUGCUCCGAGUUCGGAUGAUGGCAUCGGGGGUGGAGGUCCUGGCUUUGUCCGCGCCAGACUAUGAGGCCAUGGUAGCGGCCACGGGGAGGUCGGUACGAAGUCUGAAAGAGCACCUGUCGCGCUUGACUGGAUCCCCGCGCUUUCGCUUGCGGCUGUUGCAUAGAGGAUCCACGCUGCACGACGAGACUUGCUUGGACCUUCCAAUCUCUUUGGAGCUUGUUCAGUUGAUGUUUCAAGCUCCAGACACCACCCUUCUGGCAGAAGUGAGCCAAGCGGCUUCCAUUGGCGACGUGGCAGUGGUGGAAGCUUUCCUUCAACAGCCUCAAGAUCCGGAUCUCCCAGGGGACAGGGGUCUCACCUGUCUUUCUUGGGCUUCCCGAAGUGGCCAGUUGAGAUCUGCAAAGCUGCUCUUCGAGGCGCGAGCGGAUGUGAAUAAGGGCGACGACCAUGGCGUUGCACCUUUGCACCUGGCAUCUGCUGAGGGCCAGAAGAAGGUGGUGCGAUGGCUGCUGAAGCAGGGCGCUGACACGAGUGCUGCCACCGCGCAUGGCGACACCGCCUUGCACUUUGCAUGCGACAUGGGCCAGCGGAGAAUCGCGCGCAUGCUGCUUGAGGCGGGUGCAGAUGCCGAGCAUGAGGAGUCCCGGGAAGGUGCAACUCCCUUGCAUUGCGCAUGCCUGUCAGGCCAGGUGAAAGUUGUGCAACUGCUGCUUGGAGCCGGCGCGAACGCAAACAAGCAGACGCAACGCGGCGCGACGCCCAUACACUGGGCUUGUCACCAUGGCCACGUGGAGGUGGCGCGCACGUUGAUGGCAGCAGGUGCCAAUGUCAACCAUUGCAGCACCACCGGAGCAACGCCCGUCUACUGUGCUUGCGACGGGGGCCACGUGGAGUUGGUAAGGUUCUUGAUCAAGGCUCGUGCUGACAUUCACUGCAUCACGGCGAACGGCAUGACGCCGCUGUUUGUUUCAAGCUUUCUGGGGCAUGAGGAGAUUGUGCGCAUGCUGGUGGCGGCAGGCGCGGACGUCGAACAGGUUACAGGUGGUCAGACGCCACUGUACAUUGCCUGCAUCAAUGGGCAUGUGGGCAUCGUGACAGCUUUGCUAAAGGGGAGAAAAAAAGCUUCCAGAGGCAGGGGCCGGAAAGCCGCCCAUGCCUCCCUCGAGUAUGACUCUAUGAUCAUGAGAGCUUUGCACCUGGCAUGUGCCUGCAGACAUGUGGAAGUGGUGCAUCUUCUGCUCAGCACUGGAGUUGACGUGAACGGCAUCGACACGCAUGGCAUGGCACUCUUGCAUCAUGCCUCCGCACUGGGGCACGCAGAAGUUGUUCGCCUUUUGCUUCAAGCUCAGGCUGCCGCCGAUGUGGUAACGCCGGGCGGAACAAGGCCUUUGCAAUUGGCCUGCCUCGCAGGUAACAUGCACACAGCAGAGCUGUUGAUUCAGCACGGGGCCAGGAUGGACCUGACAGACUCACAAGGGGUAACGCCACUCCUGGCUGCCUGCUACCUCCCACACGUCGAAAUCGUAAAGCUCUUGCUGGACCAUGGGGCUCGCACCAACACACCGGCCGCAGAUGGCACUUUGCCACUGCAUGUGGUCUGUGGACAUGGUCACGAAGAGCUGACCCUGGUACUCCUCCAUGGGGGAGCAGAAAUGGAGACGCCGAUGCAGGACGGCAGAACAGCACUCGGCAUUGCUCGCAGUCUUGGCCACUGGGGCGUUGUACGCUUGCUCAUGGAUGCUGGUGCUGUUGAAACGAGACAGCCAAAGAGGAGACGCCGAAUGAAGGGCCCGUAG